CUGACACAAUCUGGACUCGCCUCAGAAUCAUCUGAAGGGAGUGCAGACCUCCCCCUCGGUGAAGCGACAGACAUGGAUAGGUGUCCAGAGGGAAAAUACUUCUCCAACGACCUCUGUUUGGAGUGUCCCUCUGGUCAUUUUUGUCCUGGCAAUGUAUCUGCACCUCAAAGAUGUCCAGCAGGAACGUUCAACCUCUACACGGGGAAAAGCCGUAUCAGUGACUGUAAGCCUUGUUUUCCAGGUCUGAUCAGUUCCGAGUACCGAGUGGACUGUAGGCUGUGUCCUGCAGGUUUCUCAUGUGAUCCAGUCAAUGGGACACUCUCUUUAUGCCCCCCGGGACAACAUUCUCCUGAAGGGGUCCUACAGUGUCUGACGUGCCCUGUAGAUUCAGUCUGCACCUCUGGAUUUCCAAUUAGGUGUUGGCCUGGCAAGGAACCAAAUGUAGAUCACACUGUGUGCAAUGACUGUCCCCCGGGCCUUUAUUCCACUAUAUGCACUAUCCAGUGCAUUCAGUGUCCAGCAGGAAGUUACUGUCCAGAUAGUGGGAUGACACAGCCGCUCCCCUGUCCUCCUACUUGGUCUUCCACACACGGGCAGACUGAAUGCCGUAGCUGUAAUGAUACGUCUUUGCUGUGUGGGGGAGCUGUGGCCCCCCGCUGGAACCAGCUAGUCCACAGGUCCAGUCAAACGAUCAGCUGUCGACCAGGAACAUACAAAGAUCAGAGGGAAGAGUUAGCAUGUGUGAUCUGUCCAGUAGGACAUUAUUGUGUGGGAGGUGUAGCUGUACCCUGUCCUGCUGGGACUUAUGGCCCUAAUGAAGGUCUGCAGAGGCUGAGAGACUGCACAAUCUGUCCUGCAGGGUUUUACUGUCUGGAAGGCAGUUCACGGAGACCCACCUCCCAGUUCCUGUGCACACAGGGAUAUUACUGUGAGGAGGGCACCCUCACCCCUAAUGGGUCACCUUGCCCUGCUGGUACAGCGGGAGAACAAAUGGGUCAGACAAGUAGGGCAGGCUGCAAGAGAUGUAGAGAAGGACGCUUCUGUCCUGCAGGCUCGUCAGGUCCUGGCUUGCCCUGUGCUCGGGGGAGAUACUGUCCUGCUGGCACCUUGGAAGAAGUGAUUUGUCCUCGAGGCACCUUCACCCCUCAUCAAGGAGCCAUAAGUGUGAAGGACUGUCUCAAAUGCCCGGCGGGUUUCUACUGUCCUGAGGGGAGAAGCGACCCUGUGCCCUGUCCACCAGGCUCCUUUAACCCCUUAGAGGGUCAGGAUGAGUUGGAUGAUUGCAGGGAGUGCUACGCAGGGAAGGCCUGCACACAGGUAGCCCUGAAAGCCCCAGAUGUGGACUGCAUGCAAGGGUUUGUGUGUCCCCCUGGGUCUUCUCAACCCAACGCACCAACCAAUGCCUGCCCACCAGGGACACUGAGCGAUCGCACUGACCUCACUGACCGCUCACAGUGUCAGCAGUGCCUAGCUCGAUAUGCCUGUCUUAGAGGAACUGGUGGUAUCCAGAGACCACCACUCUUCUGCUUUUCAGGGCAUUAUUGUCCACCUGGAACUAUGUUCCCCACCCAGCACAAGUGUCCUGUGGGGACAUGGAGCGGUCAGAGUGGACUGGAAGCUGAAAGUGAGUGCCGGCCAUGCCCACAGGGCUGGUACUGUUUGGCUGGAUCUGCAGCUCCGUCAGGGCGAUGCAGCUCUGGACACUACUGUCCUGAAGGGACUGCAUAUGGCACCCAGUUUCCUUGCCCUGCGGGGACCUACAGUAUCCACAUUGGAAACAGAUACAGAGAAGAUUGCCUGAUAUGUCCUGAAGGCUCAUUCUGUCAAAAGGGCACCUCCAAACCUUCACCCUGCCCCAUAUCCACAUUUCGCCAUCUGAAAGGGGGUCGGAGGCAGGACGACUGCUCUGCUUGCCAUGCUGGAUAUUUUUGUCCCCACUCAGCCACUGUCAACCCCAGAGUGUGUGGAGCUGGAAGCUACUCUGAUGAGGGCUCUGUGGAGUGUUCUCCGUGCCUGCAGGGCCACUACUGCAGUGAUGAGACGACUAGUGAAGAAGCCAUGUUAAGCGUCAUGGUGUGCCCCCCAGGCUUUCUCUGCUCUCAGGGUUUAGCCCGAGACCCCCAGCGCUCAGCCACACUUUGUCCUCGAGGCUUCUUCUGCCCAGGAGGAGGCAUUGAUCCCAACCCCAUUCCUUGCACCAAUGGUACCUAUGGUGAGUCUCCUGGUCUGCGGGAUGCUAGCGAAUGUGCUCAGUGUCCGGAGGGGGAAUACUGUUAUUCCCAGGAGCCUCAGGAGCAACCUAUAACCCGGCCUACAGGCAUUUGUCCUGAUGGGCACUAUUGCCCCAGAGGGACUGGUUACCCCCUCACUUACCCCUGUCAGGCUGGACAAUAUAGGAACAACACUCUUGGUCACAGUGGAGAGGCAUGUGUUUUAUGUCCAUCCAGGCAUUAUUGCGACAGACCGGGAACUCACAUGCCUGCAGUCUGCCCUCAGGGCUUUUACUGUCCGGAGGGCACUUCUGCUGCCGAACCUUGUCCUGAAGGAACCUACAGCUCGCGUUCAGCUCUCAGUAAUGGGUCUGAGUGCUCCUCUUGUGCUGGAGGACAGUAUUGCACCAGUGUGGGACUCUCAGAGCCCUCGGGAAGCUGCAAAGAGCGCUUCUACUGUAGAGAAGGAGCCAAGUCUGCAACUCCUGCAGAUGGGCCGACAGGAGGUUUGUGUCCAGUAGGAAGUUACUGUCCUCCGGCUUCGUCCUCUCCACUGCCCUGUCCAUCUGGCACCUUCAGCAACAGCACUGGCCUCAGCAGACCUGAGGAGUGUGUCAGCUGUCCGCCAGGUUUCUAUUGUUUAGGUUCAAACAACACCUCCCCUUCAGGUCCUUGUUUUCCUGGUUUCUACUGUACUGGUGGCUCAGCUUCCCCUGUUCAGAGUGAAGCAGAGGAAGGGUAUUAUACCUUGGAGAGGGCAGCGAGGCAACAGCCAUGUCCUCUUGGCACUCAUCAGCCGCGUCGAGGUGCACAGUCAUGUGUGGAGUGUCAGGGAGGCAGACUGUGUAACCAGACAGCCUUGUCACGCCCACCAAUGUGUCCCAAAGGACACUUCUGUCCUCCGGGGUAUUCUGCUGCUCGACCCUGUCCUCCAGGCUCUUACUCUGACCAGCCUGGUGGGGAUGCUGUUCACCACUGUCGGCCAUGCGAGGCCGGCUGGUUCUGCAGCCAAGCCGGACUCUCUGAGCCUCAGGGUCUCUGUGACCCGGGACACUACUGCACCUCUGGAGCCUCCACUGCCUCUCCUGUGGCUUUGUUGUCUGGAGGAGUUUGUUCUGCAGGCUACAUCUGUCCACGAGGGACCUCUUACUCGCAGCAGCACCCCUGCCCUGCAGGGACCUGGAGCAGUACUGUGGGUGCCCAAAACAUGUCCUCCUGCUGGCCCUGCCCUUCAGGACUCUACUGCAACAAUACAGGACUCAGCAAGCCUUCAGGACUUUGUGAUAAAGGGUAUUAUUGUUCAGGAGGGGCUGUGUCUUCAAUGCCCUCCGACAGUUUGACAGGGGACAUUUGCCCAAUUGGACACUACUGUCCCAUGGGCUCAACUUCCCCUCUCCUCUGUCCUGAUGGGACGUACUUCAACAGUACAGGUGCAGAAGAGUGUGAUGACUGCCUCUCAGGGACUUACUGUCUCUCAGGGGAAGGCGUCCAGCCCUGUCCAGCAGGACACUAUUGUUUUGGUGGCAGUGUUGAGGGCAUCCUGCCCUGCCCUCCUGGCACAUACAGCCCUCAGUUUGGCCUCAGCCAAGUGGAGCAGUGCCUCAUCUGUCCAGCAGGGUUUUACUGUGAGGACUGGGGUCUGUUUGAACCUACUGGACCCUGUCAAGCUGGUUACUACUGCAUAGCAGGUGUGAACUUUCAGAACCCAGAUGGUAACUUCAGCACAGGAGUGGGAGGAACCUGUCCAAAGGGGAAGUACUGUCCUGAGGGCACCAGACUCCCCCUGCCCUGCCCACCAGGUACCUACUCUAACAGUCUUCAUCUGACAGACGUCUCUGGCUGUAAUCCAUGUCCAGCGGGUGUUUUCUGUGGCACUGCAGGUCUCACUCGUCCAUCUGGACUGUGUCAGGCAGGAUUUUACUGUCCAGGGGGAGACACAAAAGCUACAGGCUCAGAAGGAGGUCUUUGCCCACAAGCUCAUUACUGCCCUGAGGGUAGUGCGAGCUCGGUGCCAUGCCCAGCUGGAGCCUACUCCAUCCUCACAGGCCAAUCAGUGUGUUCCCACUGCCCUGCUGGCUACUACUGUCCAGAGAAGACUGGAAACUUCUCCAAGUCCCCCUGUCCCCCUGGUUUCUACUGCCCCGACGGUACAAGGCAUGCCACCCAGUUUCCCUGUCCUCGUGGAUACUACAACCCGGAGCCAAUGACUCAGAGUCUGGACAGCUGCCUGCCUUGUCCUCCAGGACACUACUGUGAGAAGGAGAGGCUGACCAAAGUGUCUGGAAAAUGCAAAGCCGGUUGGUUUUGUGUGUCAGCUGCAUGGAACUCCCAGCCUUUUGACCUCGACAACUACACAAAUGCCAACUGUCUUUGUCCAGCUACAUCUACAGGGGGGCGCUGCCAGGCGGGCUUUUACUGCCCCUUAGGUAGCUCAGAGCCUGUGCCUUGUCCACCUGGAACAUUCUGUAACAUCUCAGGUUUGGCUCUGCCGAUGGGACCCUGCUUCCCUGGGUAUUUCUGUGUUGGAGGAGCAACUGAAGCCAAACCAACAGAUGGAAGAACAGGCAGCAUCUGUCCACCUGGGGCAUACUGUGUUGAGGGCUCUGGAGAGCCAGAGUUGUGUCCAGCGGGUACUUUCUCCCCAGUGCCAGGUCUAACCAGGGAGGCGAGCUGUCAGCCGUGUACUGCAGGUGUCUACUGCAGAGUAGCAGGUCUCAGGGCUCCAACUGGACCCUGCAGCCAAGGCUAUUGGUGCCCGCCUGGUCAGACAGUGGCUACAGCUCUGCCGUGUCCUCCAGGUCACUUCUGUGUGCAGGGAAGUGCCACUCCAGAGCCUUGCCCGUCAGGAACCUACCAGGACAGAGAGAAACAGGCAGCCUGCACCGUUUGUGGCGCAGGGUACUACUGCGAUUUGAGACUAGCCAAUGCCUCUUUUUUGCGGCCUUGCCCCAAAGGACACUAUUGCCCUGCAGGUACAAGCAUGCCCGACCAACACCCCUGCCCCAGUGGCUCCUUCAACCCGAGAGUGCACACUGCCAGCCUCACAGCCUGCAUGCCCUGCGCUGCGGGACACUUCUGUCCUUCUGUGGGCCUGUCAGAGCCGGCAGGACCAUGCAAUGCUGGUUAUUGGUGCAGAAAGGGGGCUUCCUCUCCAAGCCCACUUGAUGGACGCUCAGGUUCCCUGUGUCCACCUGGUCAAUACUGCCCCUCAGGCACAACAGCUCCUAUGGCCUGCCCUGAAGGCAGCUGGUCAAACAGCUCAGGACUGCGUAUCCAGGAAGACUGCAAACUGUGUCUGGGGGGGUUUUACUGCGACUCUGCUGGUCUCACUAAACCUAGUGGGCCUUGCAGUGGGGGAUAUUACUGUGUUGAGGGAGCCGUCACACCCACCCCUACUGAUGGAAUGACAGGGGGACCAUGUCCUGAGGGUUCCUACUGUCCAGAGGGCACUGUUCAACCUCUGCCUUGUAAACCAGGGACAUAUGUUGCUGUUACACAUGCUACUGAGUGUGAGCCAUGUGUGGCAGGCUGGUACUGUGUGUCUGGCUCUCUGUACUUGUGUCCUCCAGGCUUUUACUGCCCUGAAAGAACUGGAUUUGACUUAAGAGGCUGUCCAGAAGGAACUUAUGGCCCUGACCCCGGCUACUGGUCCGUUUCUCAGUGCAGGCAGUGUGACGGCGGCCAUUACUGCUCUUCCAGAAAUGGCACAGCUGUCACUGGACAAUGUCAAGAAGGAUAUUACUGCUCACAUGGAAACACCUCUCCACAACCCCUGUCACGGGCUGCAGAAGAGGGAGGGCCAUGUCCUGCUGGUCAUUACUGCCCCCAAGCCGCCAUAAAUCCUCUGCCCUGUCCACGUGGAACAUUCUCUGAUCUCACCAAAUUAGCCUCCCAGGAGGAUUGCCAGCCAUGUCUCCCUGGUUACUAUUGCGAUGCUGCAGGGCUUUCGGUCCCUUCAGGGGAAUGCUGGGAAGGUUUCUUCUGUCUGGGGGGUGCAGAUCGCCCUGACCCUCCUCUGAUAGACAGCCGGGGAGGACCGUGCCCAAAAGGAUAUUACUGCUCUGAGGGCUCUGUGGCUCCUCAGCAGUGCCCUCUGGGAACCAUCAGUACGGAGGACAGCAGAGCCGGCUGCGGUGCCUGUCCCCAGGGUUUUUACUGUCCUGGCAAUAAUGGCUCUCUGUCGAGGACUUAUGAGUGUCCAGUGGGUCAUUACUGCCCGUCCGGGACCUGGUCCAAACACCAGUACCCAUGUCCAGCUGGCUCCAUUAACCCCCACACUCGGAUGGCACAACCCCAGGACUGCUUGCCCUGCCCUCCAGGCUCCUUCUGUUUGUCUCCUGGGAAGAGUGUUGCAACAGGCCAAUGCGAAGCAGGGUACUACUGCCUCUCUGGGGCCUGGUCACCCACACCAGAGGAUGGAGAAACGACAGGGGACAGAUGUCCUGAAGGUCAUUACUGUCCCCAGGGCUCCUCAGCACCAGUGCCCUGUCCUAUAGGACGCUACAGCAACACAACCAGAAACCGUUAUCUCUCCGACUGUCUGACUUGUCCUCCAGGUUUCCUGUGUGUCACCAGAGGGCUCUCUUUCCCUUCUCAUAUCUGUCCAGCGGGCUAUUACUGCCCAGGCAAAGUUAACAGCAGCCAGCAGGCCGCUAUACCCUGCUCACCUGGAAAUAUGUGCCCACCUGGAUCUGGUAGACAGGUGCCUUGCUUACCAGGAACCUACCAGGAUUUACCCGGUCAGGCAGAGUGUUUUCAAUGUCCGGCAGGAUUUUACUGUGUUGGAUCAGUGGAUAGUGGCACAGUGCAUGUUUCUGGCACUCACUCUCCCACGCUGUGCCAGAAAGGACACUAUUGCCCACCAGGAACACAGUCUGGUGUAGCAUUCCCAUGCCCAGCUGGUGCCUUCAGCAGGCAGAUGGGUUUGUCCAAUAAGUCGGGCUGUGCGCUCUGCCCUCCAGGGAGAUAUUGUAGUUCCUCUGGACUGGCUGCUCCCACUGGGGUCUGCUCUCCUGGUUACCUCUGUAUCCAUGGUUCUGUUUCUGCCCAGCCGGAGGAGGGCCCAACAGGAGGCCGCUGCUCUCCAGGGUCCUAUUGCCCCCAGGGUACCAGCUUGAUGGUUCCCUGCCCUGCAAGCACCUUCAGCUCCGUAGACGGGGCAGUUUCUGUAGAAGUGUGUCAGCCCUGUUUGCCUGGCCAUUACUGCGCUGAGGUUGGCCUUUCCUCCCCACCUGGGCUGUGCAACCCAGGCUUCUACUGCAGGGAGGGAUCCAGAACAGCCACACCUUGGGGUAACUAUACAGUUACAGGAGAAACCACACCAACAUCCCCACAUUCUGGCAAUUCAACCAUGGGUCAGUUCCAUGGUGGUGUGUGUCCUGCAGGCCACUACUGUCCUAAAGGGAGUGCAAAGCCAAGCCCCUGUCCUCCAGGCACUUUCUUGGGAAUGUCUGCGGCUGAGUCGGAGGCUGACUGUGCAGCUUGUUACCCGGGGUCUUACUGCCCCUCAUGGGCUCAGACAUCUGCCGACCUCCUCUGUCCCCCGGGGGGGUUCUGCCCGCCAGGAUCAGUGUCUGGACAUCAGCCAGGCCAUCGCUGCCCACCUGGCCAUGCGUGUCCACUCGGUAGUGCUGAGCCGGACAUAUGUAGCCCUGGCACAUUUCAAUCUGUUUCUGGACAACACACUUGUAACAGCUGCCCACCAGGAUUCUACUGUAUGGAGGGUUCAGUUGUGCCAUCUCCAUGUCCGAUGGGCAGUGUGAGUGCAUCAGCUGGCAGGACGUCCCUGGCUGACUGCCCCCCCUGCCCCUCUGGCUCCUUCUGUAACAGCAGUGGCCUGACAGAGCCGUCUGGACCCUGCAGCCCAGGACAUGUUUGUUCCCUGGGGUCCACUGAGCCUUCCCCUGUCUCGCAGCCUUACGGAGAUGUUUGUCCCAUGGGGCACAUCUGUCCACAAGGUAGCGGGUUGCCAAUACCCUGUCCCGCGGGCAGCUUCCUCCCAGAGCCUGGAGCUUCCUCCCCCACUCAAUGCCGCCGUUGCCCCCCAGGGAAAUACUGCGUCAGUGUUGGAAGCUCACAGCCCACAGGUCUGUGCUUUGCAGGUUUUUUCUGCUCUGGAGAUACAGAGAGCCCCACACCUCGAGCAAACUCCGCUUCAUUGAGCUGUCUUUGUGAAAUACUGGAGGAUUAUACACCGAAGACAGACGCCGCCCUCUGGAUUCACAAUCUGUCUUGCUUCAAUAACUCCCGGAACUCUGGAAGCAAAGCUGGCUGGAUUGAAGUGGUAACGCCACCUCGGGCAGAUUCAGACAGCAUUCUGAGUGACUCACCGCCAUGUCUCAAGAGUCCACGUUAUACCUGCUCCACCUACAGAGGAGACAUAUGCCCUAAGGGCUUCUAUUGUCCUUUGGGCUCUGCAUUCCCCCUACCCUGUGAGGCUGGCUCUUACUGUAACAAGACUGGUCUGGAUGUCCCGACAGGACCCUGUGCGGCAGGAUAUUACUGUCCCAAAGGCUCUUUAAACCCCCAUGCCUCCCUUUGUCCCCCGGGACACUACUGCCCCCCUGGAACUCUUCUUCCUCUGCCUUGUCCUGUUGGAACCAUACAAAGCUCCUUGGGUGGCCCUACAGUGGAGGCUUGCCAGCAGUGUCCUCAAGGUCACUACUGCCACCAGAGAGGAAAAACUGAGCCAAGUGGCUGGUGUGCAGAAGGCUACUACUGUCCUGAGGGGCAGAGCGCUGAGAGACCACAACAAAAUGUCUGCUCAGUGGGACAUUAUUGUGAGAAGGGCAGUGUCAAACCGACUGCUUGCCUUCCAGGCAGCUACCAGCUGAGACAAGGCCAGGGCUCGUGCGAGACAUGUCCUGCUGGUUCCCAUUGUCCAGAUCAAGGAAUGACCAUUCCAAUGCCAUGUGAGAGAGGAUUUUAUUGUCCCAGUGGAUCAGCCAAUCAACAUCCCUGUCCCGCAGGAACCUAUGGAAACAAGUCAGGAAUGGUUGAGGAAUGGCAGUGCCUACUUUGUGACGCUGGGGUGUACUGCAAAGGAACAGGGAGGACUUUCCCCAGUGGGCCGUGCACUGCAGGGUUUGUUUGUGUUGGUGGAGCUUCUGAACCUUCACCACUAGACAAUCUAACUGGAUUUCCAUGCCCUCCUGGCUUCUUCUGCUCUGUGAGGACUUCAGUACCAAAACCAUGCCCCAAAGGAACAUUCAGUAAGCAGAGCGGGCUUGUGGAUGAGUCUCAGUGUCGUAGCUGCAGUCCUGGCUUCUACUGUUCAGAGACAGGCCUCUCUGCAGUCUCUGGAGCCUGCCUGCCAGGUUUCUACUGUCUCGAGGGGUCCCAUACUGCCACUCCAAUGUCAAGUGUAUCUGGUGGUGUUUGUCCAGCAGGCCACUAUUGUGCCGAGGGCAGCAUUGUGCCCUCACCCUGCCCAGCUGGCUCUUACCAAAAUGAGACCAGAGGAAAAGGCAAAGAUUACUGCAAAACAUGCCCGCUUGGCUCGUUCCAGGAUUUAGCCGGCCAGAAAGAGUGUAAUCCCUGUCCUCCUGGGUUCCACUGCCAGUCCCCGAGUCCCAGCGCCACAAGGGGGAGCUCCACUGGGGUCUCCAACCCUCUGCCCUGCCCAGCCGGCUACAUCUGCCCCAGGGAGAGUCAGCCUGUCCCCUGCCCAAAAGGCACCUACAGCCCCAGCCAUGGUCUCACUUCCACAGGCGAAUGCCUAGUGUGUCCAGCGGGUCAGUUUUGUGGAUCAGAAGGUUUGAUUCAACCUUCAGGAUCGUGUGCUUCUGGGUUCCUCUGCCUGAUGGGGGCCACCGUGCCCAACCCGACUGACAAUACAACUGGAUCUCUCUGUCCACCCGGGACUUUCUGCCAACAGGGGCUGAGAGCAGGUGAUUGCUGGCCAGGGUUUUAUUGUGACCGGGGCUCUAGCAGAGCAGAUAACGCUUUCUGCCCGGCUGGUUUCUUCUGCCCCAGUCGAACACCAGUCCCUAUGCCUUGUCCUGCAGGGACCUUCAGCUCUGCAAUUGGCAACACACAUCAAAACAACUGCACCUCCUGUUCCCCUGGGUAUUACUGUCAAGAUGCAGGUUCUGUACAGCCUGCUCUGUGUCCAGUCGGAUAUUACUGUCCUCCCGGCCUGACUCUAGGACUGGAGUUCCCGUGCCCACCUGGGACUGUGCAGAGCCAGAUCGGAGCCUCCAGCCCGGAUGCCUGCCUGCCCUGCCCCGCUGGAAUGUUCUGCUCUCAACCUGGACUGUCGCAGCCAACAGGACUCUGUGAGGGAGGGUACUUCUGUCCCGGGGAAUCAACCAGCCCUAACUCCACUGAGUAUCAGGGGAACUCUACCAGAACCUACAUCUGUCCUUCUGGCCACUACUGCCCCUCUGGAACUGGCUUUCCGCUCCCCUGCCCCAUAGGCUCACUUUCCAUCUUCAGAGGACUGAAGGCAGUUGAUGGAUGCCCACCCUGCCCCCCUGGACUGUUUUGUGACAGGCCUGCAAUAGCAGAGCUCUCAAAUGCCCGUCCAUGCAGUGCUGGGUAUGUUUGCCUUGGUGGCAGCUCCAGCCCCAUGCCAUCUGACAGUUCCCAUGGCUACCUCUGCCCCGCUGGCCAUAGCUGUCCUGUUGGCUCUGCAGUCGAGGUGCCCUGUGAGCCCGGCACUUACAGUCCUGCCCCUGGAGCUGCCUACUGUAUAAUAUGCCCCGAAGGGACCAUGUGUUCUUCCUCAGCCACUCAAGAGACCUCAAUCUGCCCAGCUGGUCAUUUUUGUCCUGCGGGGACAGCCCUGCCACAGCGCUGCCCUUUAGGGACUUUCAGCAACCAGACAGGUGCAUUUUCUCUCUCUGUCUGCACACCAUGUCCCUCUGGACUGUACUGUGGCUCAUAUGGAGCCUCAACACCACAAGGUUCUUGUUUGCUGGGUUAUUUUUGCCAAGGUGGAGCCAUUGAGCCAACCCCACAGAGCUCUGACAAGUUCCCCAUGAAUGGCCCUUGCCCCCUGGGCCACUACUGUCCAUCAGGGUGCCUCUCCCCAGUUCCAUGCCCUCUUGGCAGUAUUCGCAACACCAUCGGAGGGGUUUCCAUGGAGAGCUGCUCUGCCUGUCCUGUUGGUCACUACUGCUCCACGGAGGGUCUGGCCAACCCCAGUGGCCCCUGUGCUGCUGGUUUCUUCUGCCCUUUUGACUUCUCCUCAACCACUCCAUAUGCCUUCCUCUGUCCUAAGGGCCACUAUUGUCCAGAGGGCUCUGCCCUGGCCUUGCCUUGUCCCACAGGAGAGUACCAGCCAAACCCGGGAUCAGAUAGCUGCAUCCCAUGCAGACCUGGGUUCUACUGUGAGGAGGCCAUAGUGGGAGAGCCAUGGCCCUGCCCACCACACUCGUUCUGCCCUGCAGGAACAAUGGUGCCUCAACCGUGUCCUAAUGGCACUUAUACUCAUUCAAACCAGGGAGGGCUACAAGAAGAGAGAGAGUGUUUACCCUGCCCUUCAGGGAGGUUCUGCAGGGCUGGGAGGAUCCAGGGUGUGUGUGCCGCUGGCUAUCUUUGUGUUUCUGGGAGUGCAGAUUUCACCCCUCAGGGACCCGUGUCUAAUAUGACCCAGUGCCAGUCGGGCAUGCAGUGUGCUGGUCCAUGUCCGGCAGGUUUCUUCUGUCGUGGAGGCACAGAGGAGGCUGAGUUGUGUCCUGCAAACACUUUCAGGAGCUCCCCAGGAGGUGCCAGCCUACAGGACUGCUUACCCUGCCCUCCUCAGUAUUGGUGUCAACCUGGAGACCCAGUCCUUCAUCCGUGUCCUGCUGGUCUUUACUGUGAUGGUCUGCCUGGCAGUGACUUCAAUGGAGGGACGGGGCCCAGGCUGUGUCCUCUGUACACAUAUCGAGCCCACCCCGGGGCAGGCAGCAAGGGGGACUGCCUGGCCUGCCCGCCUGGUUCACACUGUAACAGCACAGGUCUGACACACUUGGAUCCGGACCCUCCAUCCUCUGCCCCGCGGGCACUAAGAGGGCCCUUCCUGGAGCCGCUGCACCCAGCCAGUGUGAACUGUGUGCGGGGGGGAACCUUCUGCCCAGACCCUCGGGCUACAGGGAAGCCCAAUGUGGAGGGGAUUCCCUGCAGAGCCGCUUAUCAAUGUCCCAUGGCCAACAGCUCUUCCAUGAAAUCCUGCGAUGGCGGUUUCAUGCCUGUCAACACCAGCGGCCUCAGAGGAUCCAAAAACAGCUGCUGCACUGUGUGUGACGAGGGCACCUAUCGUACAGACAACUACAAGAGUAACCUUUGCCCUCUUGGGUAUGUCUGUCCCACCGGAUCCACACAACCAAUACCCUGCCCUGCUGGCUCCUUUGGCAACCUCCCUCUUGCUAAAAGAAUGGGUAACUGUCAGCCAUGUCCUGCUGGCACCUUCAACCACCUGCCUGCUCAGAAGGCCUGCUUUCCCUGUGGCAGCUCCUCCACCUCACCAGCAGGUUCUUCUUCUUGUACCUGUAUUGGUAAGAAUCGAGCAUUCCAGCACUCUGAUGGUUCAUGUUUGUGCAGAACUGGUUUUAUCUUCUACAAUGAACUGGAUUUCAAAAGCUCUACGUCUGACAGUGAGUUGGACUGCCAGCCUGAGGCAAACAAGCGUUGUGCCACAGCUGCCAGUGUGAGCGAUAUGUGUCUGCUGAAGAGCUUUGCAACACUUCCUGCCUUUCCAGACUACCUCAGCUCUCUGCCCAGUUCUCUCCAGAUGGACACCUGCUGCUCAGCCUCAAAGAAAGAGACAAAAUGGUCUGGGCUAGGGUAA
Messenger RNA from Trematomus bernacchii (emerald rockcod), 12984 nucleotides. RefSeq names its product zonadhesin-like. The record is from RefSeq and is a predicted model, not a curated record. The transcript has 84 exons. NCBI's taxonomy places the organism in Eukaryota, Metazoa, Chordata, Actinopteri, Perciformes, Nototheniidae. The coding region runs from base 73 to 12984 and encodes 4303 amino acids. Gene Ontology annotation, molecular function: protein binding.